AUGGAAACAUCAAGCAUGGAGGGGUCUGGUAAAAUGGACAGAGGUGUAGAGACAUUAGAGGGUGGUUGUAGUGAUUCAGGGUAUCUAGGUGGUUGUGAAAGGUCGAGUCACAGAGCACCGGCAACAAAGAGUGGGCAUAUGUCGAUCGAACAUAUGGUUAGUCAAAGUAGUGAUGAUAAUGGUGGUGACAUGAUUGCACCGAGGAAAGAAGAUGUUAUGGGAAAAGAGUUUUAA
This is a messenger RNA of Prunus armeniaca (apricot), 234 nucleotides long. NCBI's taxonomy places the organism in Eukaryota, Viridiplantae, Streptophyta, Magnoliopsida, Rosales, Rosaceae. The record is from the annotation of a GenBank genome assembly.